CCCCAAAGAUCACCGAGAGGUCGCCAUGGCAACAUUCUCAGCCAUCCUGCUGUCGGUGCUGGCACUGGUGACGGCUGCCCAAGAGAUUCAGACACUUCAAGAUCUAUCCAACACGCUGCUCCUCAACCAGCUGGCAAUGUCCAACAUGCUGGCUGAACGCGACUCCAGAACAAGAGUAAUAAGAGAGUGGCUGAACGACCUGCAAUCAAACAUUACCUCCGAAAUAGCGGCUUUGCAGAACGUUGUUAAAGCUAAUGGUGUUCCCCAAGAUGCUGGUAAAGGGGUCGUGGAGUGCAUGACACCGUUUGUGGACGUGUAUGGUCACUGUAUCUUGGUGGAGACGGCACUGACGGGAUCUUGGGAAACAAUGAGACGUCACUGUCAGCAGAAGGGCGGCGAGAUUGUCAAGGUUGACUGUGGCACCUUCAUGUAUUACCUCGUCAGGUACCUUCACAGUAACGGUCUGGUUAAGUUGUCUUACUGGGUCGGUGGGAGAGAUGAAGGCCACGAGGGAUCUUUCUUCUGGACUGAUGGUACCCAGGUCAAGAUGGGAACCCCCUUUUGGGGUGACGGCAUUACUGACAAUAUUCAGGAGCCCGACGGAGGAACCGAUCAAAACUGCAUGUUAAUGUACAAGGAAGAUCAUUAUUUUUUCUUCGAUACUUCUUGCAAUAACAAUUAUGCAGUUAUUUGUGAGAAACUAAAAUUGUCCUAGGGACAAUACCUGGCUUCUGUCCUUAAAGUAUCAGGUGCUUUAUGUCCUUGGAGUAACACCUUCCUCAUGACCUUGGAGUAACACUUGCCUCCUGACCUUGGAGUAGCACCUGCUCCCUGUCCUAGCACUAACACCUGACUUGCGUCUCUCGAGGAGCACCUCCGAGUCCUGACAGGUCAUCACUAGGACCAAGUGUGUACCUGGGGCAUUUAGCUAAUACAAUAUGUAAUAAGUGGUGAGCUCUUUGAUUCAUAUGAUAAAUUAUAAUAUACAUGAAUAAUGAGAAAAUAAUUUGAGGUUCCUGCAACUUGAACUGCACAUGAGCACUCCCCCAAGCUGUACAACACAUGAGCACUCCUCCAAACUGUUCUGCACAUGAGCACUCCUCCAAGCUGUACAACACAUGAGCACUCCUCCAAUAACACAUGAGCUCUCCUCCAAGCUGUACAACACAUGAGCACUCCUCCAAUAACACAUGAACUCUCCUCCAAGCUGUACUGCUCAUGAGCACUCCAAAUGUACAGCACAUGAGCAUUCCUCCUAGCUGUACUGCUCAUGAUCACUUCUUGAAGCUAUAUCAUUAAAUAAUCCAAUUUCCCUUAACCUUACCCAUAACUAGGGGCUCUAUCUCCCCUUUCCUCUUAUCUCGAAAAUAAGGGUAAAUUAUGGAUAAUUAAGGUGAAAAUAUAUUUUCACAUAUUAUUCAAAUAUAUCCUAAUUUAUCCCUAAUGAACCCUAAUUUAUGUAAUAUUAUCUUAAUUUAUGUAAUAUUAUCUUAAUUUAUGUAAUAUUAUCUUAAUUUAUCUCAUAUAAUCUAUAUUUAGGUCAUAUUAUCUUAAUUUAUGUCCUAUUAGCUUAAUUUAUGUCAUAUCUUAAUUUAUCCAUAUCUGACCCUUAUUUAUGUCAUAUUAUCUAAAUUUAUCCCUAAUUUACCCUUAUUUAUGCAGCCCAUCCUCCAAAAAUGGGGUCAUUAUGACAUAUUACCCUAAUUUUUAAUAAUUUAGAAAAUGUAGAGGGGUCUUAUCUUCAAUAUAUAGAAUAAUUUCCAGGUAAAGGGGGAGGGGGUUAAUAAUGCCCUUAAUUAUAGGUUAGGUUAAGGAAAAUUUGAUUAUUUAAUGAUAUAGAUAUAGUGACUCUUAUCGCUUUCCUUAGAAUAUGUGUAAAAUGGAGUUCAGAUCCAGGUAUAAAGUUAGGUACAGGCUGGUUAAUUUAAGCUAAUGAAGAGAAAAUGCCCAAUAAUAACACAUUUCCAUUAACCCGGGUAAUUGAGGUUAGAAAGGCUGGCUUGCUUGUAAUGAUGUAAAAACAAACAUGGCUAAGAAUAAGAGGCAACUUUGGACCAAGAUCCUGGUAUCAGAGGCUAAGUCCAGGGCGGUUGGGUUGAUGAAAAAAAAACAAAAAAAACUUUCCAAACGUACGAUACAUUUGACGUUAGGUCAAGGCAGGUUAGGUUCAGGGUUGUUGAGUCCACAUCCGAAACAAAACAUUGCUAGAAAUAUUGAACAAAGAUCCUAACUAGGUAGCUGAAUUGAUGUGUAAAACAAACACUUUUCUAGCAAUAUACUUGCAAUAUUGAGCAUAUAAACAGGCAGGUUAGGCACAGGGCAGUUAGGUGCAUAUUCAAAACAACACUUUUCUAAGAAUAUAGAUACAAUAUUCAACAAAGAUCCAAGCAGGUUAGGUACAAGUCAUUUAAGUUUAUAUCCAAAAUCAAUCCUUUCAAAACAAUGAAGUUGCAAUAUUCAGCAAAGAUCCAUGCAGGUUGGGCACAUGUCUGUUAGGGUUUUAACCCAAAUUAACACUUUCACAAGAAUAUGUCAUAUUAAAGGUUAGGCCCUAGGUGGUUAUGUUGUGGUAAUAUGAGGAAAGUUGUGGUAAUAUGAGGAAAAAUGCCUUGUAACUACAAGGCAAUAUUACACACUAGUGUAGUAUUGAGUGUAAAUGUGUUUUAUACUGAGUGUUUUGAUUUCUUGUAUUUUUAGUGUAUGUAUAAGUGCAACAUUGUGUGUGUAUAGUGAUUAAUUGAUGUGAUAUAGUGAUUAAUUGCUGUUUGUUAUUAUGACUUUUAUCUCAUAUUACUAUUAAGCAGAUUUUUUUAUUUCAAUGCGUCAUAAACACCCUGGUUCAACCAUAUGAACAGUAUGACGGUUGAUAUAUAGUCAUGUAAUUACGAUAUUUGGUGUGUUUGAAUAAAUAAGAUAAGUUCACAAUAUUUUUGGACUUGCGUGAGUAUUAUGGUUACCUUGCUGAUUGUCAUGCAUCGAUAUGAAUUAACAGUACAAAAGGUUAAGAUCACUUGGGGUGAAUUAGCUGUUGGGAUACUGAAAUCUUGUUCUUUUUUGUUGAC
Procambarus clarkii (red swamp crayfish) is the source of this 3062-nucleotide messenger RNA. Its product is annotated as ladderlectin-like. The record is from RefSeq and is a predicted model, not a curated record. NCBI's taxonomy places the organism in Eukaryota, Metazoa, Arthropoda, Malacostraca, Decapoda, Cambaridae.